Papilio machaon (common yellow swallowtail) is the source of this 1380-nucleotide messenger RNA. RefSeq names its product androgen-dependent TFPI-regulating protein. NCBI's taxonomy places the organism in Eukaryota, Metazoa, Arthropoda, Insecta, Lepidoptera, Papilionidae. Gene Ontology annotation, cellular component: endomembrane system; membrane. The transcript is spliced from 4 exons. Bases 249 to 1169 code for a protein of 306 amino acids. The record is from RefSeq and is a predicted model, not a curated record.
UAAUUUAAACAUUUUUUGUGUCGAACCGGCGAGGUCUUAGACCAAGGAGGUUGUUAUACCUCGCGUUUACUCGACACCCUGAAACGUUCGGUCACAAUCCAAUCCACACAACAGGUUCACCUCGCUGCAAUAGCACGUAUUUUUAACAACAUUGUAUCAAUUUACACGCAAACAUAAAAAAAAAUCCUUUUAAUCAUCAUUUUGGCUGUAUCACAGUUUCGCUUUUGCCUCUUCGUGUUCAUUUCAAGAUGGAGGUCGCUCCGGACGUUGAACAGGCGGGAAUUUUCAAAAAGAGUUUUUCUGUGAAUUUAUUGUUAAGGACAGUAUUCCAUGGUAUUAAUUGUGUUUUGUUUUGUGUUGUUGGUGUUUGGGGUGUUGUAAUGUGUUUCACAAUAGAAGAAGAGAAAAUGACUGACCCAUUGUUGAGGGAUCUAAAAUAUUUGGCGGCAUUUUUUUUGACCAACUGGAAUUUUGCCUUCCAGACGCUAUUCCUGCUGCUGUCGCUGGUGCACGACGUGCUGGAGUGGCUGGACAAGCAGGACUGUCGAAUGGCAGCGCGCCUGCGCUACUGGAGAGAUAUCAUCUUCUCAGGGCUCGUCGUGCCCUUUACUUUGUUCGUAUCAUCGAUGUUCUGGUGCGUGUACGCGGUGGACCGCGAGCUGGUGUUCCCGCGGGCGUACGAUGACGUGGUGCCGUGGUGGUUCAACCACUGCGUGCACACCAACAUCUCCGUCGUCGUCCUCAUCGAGACGCUGCUGCAGGCGCGUCGCCGACCUCGGGACUUUAAGACGGAGAUAAUCGCUGUCACCGUUGUUGAUGUCGCUUAUGCUAUUGUAUACUAUGCGAUCUACUACUUCACUCACCGAUGGUUGUACAAAGUGUUCGGUGUGAUGACAUGGUGGCAGGUUUGCCUGUACCAGCUGCUCAUCUGGGGCUCCUCCUACCUCUUCUACUUCCUCCAGUUCCCCGUCAAUAGACUGAUACAUGGUGACGUUGAGGAGACGGACAAUGCCGCAACCGGCCAAGUCACAGAACAGGUGAUGAAUGGUACCAAAGAGAUGAACGAAGAUAAAACGGAUACAGAUUCCAAACCUUCUAGUCUAUCCAAAAAUUCUUGGAGUUUGAAAUAUAGGUCAAAUGGGAGUAAAAUUGAAAACUCACAUUUGUAAUAUUCCUGGUUGGGACAAUUUUGGUGAUUUAUUGCUGGUGAUGGAGUUCAAUGCAAUAAGAACUUUGGUAACAUCAGCUCGUGUAAAUAUUUGUAACGAAAUGGUAUCUCACGAAAAACCAGUACUGUAUCUGCCAAUGUCUAGAAAUUUUAGCUAAUUUUUUUAUAUUUCUGGCUGUUCGAAUAAUAAGAUAUAAUAUUUAUUUAUUAAG